This is a messenger RNA of Pseudoliparis swirei, 4973 nucleotides long. It is a transcript of the gene grwd1, whose product is annotated as glutamate-rich WD repeat containing 1. The transcript is spliced from 11 exons. NCBI's taxonomy places the organism in Eukaryota, Metazoa, Chordata, Actinopteri, Perciformes, Liparidae. Gene Ontology annotation, molecular function: protein binding. The record is from RefSeq and is a predicted model, not a curated record. The coding region runs from base 3328 to 4698 and encodes 456 amino acids.
GAGAAGAGGAGGCCAGUGACUCUCCCGCUUUAUCCAUUAACCAGUUUCGAGGAAGAGGGGAGUGAUUUAUAUUGGGCUGUUCAAGAAGAUUCUAGGUCAGUAGUGAGAGGGAGAAAGGAAAAUAAAGUAUAAAACAAACAAAAGCUUUCAUAGGGAAGGGCUGCAGCCACUCAGGCUUAAGAGAGAAAAUCCAAAGUAAGAGAGCAGGAUGGCGUGAGAGGAUAAAUGAGACAUUUAUUGGAAAGUACCAAAAGGACUCAAACGGGAAGGAAUGUAUUAGGGAUGUCAACAAGAAGAUUGAAUAUCAAACGGUGAAGGAGAGGACAACAGCCAAGGACUCAGCAGUCAAAGACCUCAGGAAACCACAGAGGAGGAAACUUUGCCUUUCACAGACUGACACAGAAACCCGUCUGCAGAGGGAUUGCCGUCAACAAGAGAAAUGGAGAAGUGUCCAUUCUUAGAAAGAUAAAAGGAUGUCACUGCCAGUUUUGCUGCUGCUAUCACUCUUGACUGUCCGAUGUGGUGGAUGUGACUUUGACUUGGAAGGUGUGAAAAACAUUAAAAGGACUAUCGACUCUAAUCCGACUGGAUUUCGCACGGUAUUUCCUAAAGAUUACUAUGUAGUGCACCGCUACACAAAAAACAUGCUCUGUAACACUGAUCCGUGUUGUGUGUUCCCUGCUGCAGUGGUCCUCCUCGAGUCCUGGCAUGUGCUUCUCGGAAACCUCUGGGAUGAGCACCUAAAUCACUCCUUAAUCCUCGAUCUGAAGCAGACACUGGAUAGAAUUAUAAAAAAGAACAUAAAUACAGAGAGGUUCCAGGAGGAGACGGACCUGACCGAAUUCUCCACAUUAUCGUCGUCUCCUGAAGAACUACUCAGGCUAACGUCAGAACUUCUCGCGCGAUGGCUCGAUGUCGGGUGCUUGCCUUUGAUUAAAACCUGCAUCCUGCCCACUUUCCCUCCCUCUGUUGAGAGGAAGGACUACGGCCCGUCCAGGGCCAGACUCUUGACGGCCCGAGCUAUCAGCAGUGAGGAGGAAGAGCAGCCUGACAAGAUGAUGGACAUGGCACUGCUGCUGUCCAAUGGAGGUCCUCCAUCCCUGUCAUGUUGGCCUUCUGUCUGGAGCCCCUUGCUAUUGAGACUUUAUUGGUGGUUGUUGCCAUAGUUCCUGAAAUGGAUCUUUUUUUUUUGUGAUGCACACAAAAUGCAAGACAUUUCCUGGCACUGAAUGUUUGUUUUUCUUAUACUUGUGUCUUUGUGUUUUAAUGCAGCAAGCUUUGUUAAUAUGAAGUGACAUGCACAGGUUGCCUUUAAUGUCCAAAGUUAGUUCACAUAGUUGUGCAUCAGUGCUCUGUAACAGCUGGUUUCACAGAUGUAAACGUAUUGCCGUCAUAGAGCGAGCCACGAGCUCUAGCUAGCUAUGCUCUUUGUGCUAACCAGAGAUACAUGCUGAGCAAGCCAAUGCACAUAAGCCAUCGUCUUUUGAUGUGGAAUUCAUCACUGUUUACAAUUAAUGUUAUGUAAAUGUAAGAUAUUGCAGUUUAUGGGCGUCUACUUUUGUACAUAAUGUAAAUUAAAGACAUUUAGAUAUAUAUAUAUAUAUAUAUACACAUUGUUAGUUUUUGAUAUAAUAUCCCAAGGAUUGUAAGCUAUAUUUAUUGUGGUCAUUAGCAUUGGAAACUAACCAAGUACAUUUAAUCAAAUACUGUGCAAUUUUGUCUUUCCAUUUCAUGCAGCUUUUUUUACACUUCUACUACAUUUCAGAGGGAAAUAUUGUAGAUUGUACACCGCAACAUUAAUCACAGUUGGUGUUAAUGGUUUACAGAAAUUAUCCAUAGUUAUAUAUUAAACCACCUAACAGUUUAUGAAGUCAUUAAAAUAACUCCACCAACUAAAGCAGUACAAUGCAGAAUAGCUUGAGUAUAACAGCAUAACAAUCACAGAGAUCACUUCUCUGCAAGAUUCUUGUAGUUGUGAUGUUUUAAUAUAUUUAACAACAAUUACUCUAAUACUUUUACUUCAGUUUAAUUUUAAAUACAUGUUUGACUUGUAACGGCAUAUAUUUACAUUGUGGUAUUUACAUUUUUCGCUUCAGUAAAAGAUCUGUAUGUCAGUAUAAACAGGACAUUUUUCUUCUUCUGCUUAAAGAGAUUAGAUUUAGUUUAUGACUCUGCAUUCCAACAACAUGACAGAGUUUGUGUUAGCACUCCACGUCCAUGGAGCAUUACUGCCUUCCUUUAAGAGAGUGUUUUACUAUUUUGUAACUCGAUGAGUUGCAGGUGAGGGAGGAAUGCUCUGGAUCCAACAGGAAACCAGGGGUUUUCUGACUCGUCAGGAUUUACACGAGAAAUAAAAAGUCCACCAUUUGGUGCUCGUACUUGCCCCUGCUUGUACACACCCACGCAUGGACUGACGUCAUGGGAUCCUCAUUAUUUUAUAAUCCCUCAAAUACAGCAGAAGUAUGUAGAAUUGGCCACUUGGGUAACAGACUUUUGGCUUGCACCCCAAGUUUUCAUUGACUUUUUUUCCACUGAAUUUAAGUCAGGAUUUAGAAAGAUGGGUCGAAUGUAAUACAAUAUGAAGGCAGAUUACAAAGAGUUAGAUCAUCAGAGGGCUAGAAGACAACAUUGUAUGCAAAUAAGGAAAACAAAAACACAGCCAAAGGCUCAAAUGCUAUUCUUCUGGACUGUGCACAGCACAUUUCUAAGUAGGCCGAUCAAGUUGGCAACUUACAAAGACGUUUUUAUGAAUCCCUCAUUGGGGAAAUGUUUUGUUACACUAUAUUUUCUACUCUUUAAAUAUCUAGACUGUGAGGCAGCUGCCACAGAGUUAGCAAUUUGUCUUCCCAUGUGUAACACAGGGGCGACUGACCCCAGAUUCAGUACAGGCUGUGCAGCUGCAGGUCGGACACAUAUUGUGCUAAAAGUAAAUGCGGUAAUCUGACUCACUCAAGCCAUGUGGGAGAUCCUGUUCUGGGUCAGUACGUGACAGCACAUGACAUGACAUGACCGUGGAAAUGAUUCAUCCUAUUGUUUAAACAAUGUUUUAGACACUGGACAUCCACUUAACUGCCAUAAUAUCAGGACGAACUACCAUUUAUGUUAAAGAACAGCAGUUUCCGAGACAAAUAUUUGCAAGUCAGAUUUUGUUCCUGGCAGCAUGGAGCCGAGCGCCAAAGGGGCCAGCUGGAUUCCCGUAAACCGGGGGAAGAGACAGGGAGAGUGAGGGUGGGGGGAGUGAGGCAGCUGGGGGGGUGACAGUGCACCGUGUUUAAACCACGUGGCCUCUCCACAAACCGGAAGUCAGCACACUCUGCCUCCGCCAAGAUGUCUGCGCCCGACGAAGACACGUUUGCCGAGGAAGGAGGCGCGAUGGAGGAGCUGGACGAGGCUGGCAGCGACGAGGAUGAAGGAGUCGAGAUGGAGGAGGAAGACGCGGACAAAGGAGAAGAGAGAAAAGUCUACGUGCCCGGGAUGCAGCCGCUCAAGCCCGGGGAGGAGCUGGAGAUGGACCGGUCCGCGUACCGCAUGUACCACGAGUGUCAAACAGGGGCUCCGUGUCUGAGCUUCGACGUCCUGAGGGAUGGAGACGGAGACAGCAGAGAGCAGUACCCUCUGUCCAUGCUGCUGUGCGCGGGCACGCAGGCGGACACGGCGCUGAGCAACAGACUUCUUGUCAUACGCAUGCACAACCUUCACGGAACAGAGAAAGACAAAGAGGGGGAAGAAAGCAGUGAUGAAGACAGUGACGAAGAUGACGACGAGGAGGAUGCAGAUAAGAAGCCACAGAUGGAGCUGGCCAUGAUGCCUCACUAUGGAGGGAUUAACAGAGUCAGGGUGACCCAGCGUGGAGAGCAGUCUUUGGCUGCCGUCUGGUCAGCGAAGGGACAAGUAGAAAUAUUUGACCUCCAGCCUCAGCUGGAAGCCGUGCACAGUUCUGCUGCCAUGGCAACUUUCAUCAAACAGCAGAAGGAAGCCACGGCUCUCUUCAGCUUCUCGGGACACAUGACGGAAGGCUUUGCGCUUGAUUGGUCGCCUCUAGCACCUGGUCGUCUUGUCAGUGGAGACUGUAAAAAGAACAUCCAUGUGUGGGAGCCACGAGAGGGAGGGACGUCAUGGCAGAUUGACCAACGACCUUUUAGCUCCCACAGCAAGUCUGUUGAGGAUCUGCAGUGGUCGCCGACUGAAGCUACAGUCUUUGCAUCCUGUUCAGUGGAUCAGUCUAUUCGUGUCUGGGAUAUUCGUGCCCCGCCCAAUUCAAUGCUUUCGGCCAACGAAGCUCACUCAUCAGACAUCAACGUGAUCAGCUGGAACAAGAGCGAACCAUUCAUCCUGUCUGGAGGGGACGAUGGGCUUCUGAAAGUAUGGGACCUACGACAGUUCAAGACCGGCGGGCGGCCUGUGGCGAAUUUCAAGCAGCACAGCGCCCCCAUCACCUCUUUGGAGUGGAGUCCCGUGGAUUCAAGCGUGUUCGCCGCCUCGGGAGCGGACGACGUCAUCAGCCAGUGGGAUCUGUCUGUGGAGUCAUGUGAUGUGGGUGCCCGGGUGGAGGGGGUGGAGGACUUGCCCCCUCAGCUUCUGUUCCUGCACCAGGGCCAGUCAGAGGUCAAAGAGAUCCACUGGCACCCGCAGAUGCUUGGUGUGAUGGUCUCCACGGCUCUAUCAGGAUUCAAUGUGUUCAGGACAAUAUCUGUGUAGGGUGUGUGUGCGUGUGCGUGUGUAUUUGAGAGCAAGGUUUUUGCAUUUCUAUGAAUAGUAUAUAUUUACCUUGUAAUGAGCAGUACUCUAAUAUGGUUCAUCUUUAGGGAGCUUGUAAUCAUGUUCAGGUCAUAAUUCUUCUUUUGGACAAAUGGCCAGCGUAGCAUAUGGCGCUAUAAACUUCACUAUUGAACUUUUAGUUUGGAUGUUUUACAGAUGUGCAAACUUUUUUAGGCAUUCCGUAAUGCAAUCCCUAAAAUAAAGUGAUCACUGUU